Molecule: messenger RNA, 2481 nt
Organism: Diprion similis
Lineage: Eukaryota; Metazoa; Arthropoda; Insecta; Hymenoptera; Diprionidae
Exons: 2
Coding region: 719-1939 (406 amino acids)
Biological process (GO): apoptotic DNA fragmentation
Cellular component (GO): mitochondrial inner membrane; nucleus
Molecular function (GO): single-stranded DNA endonuclease activity; metal ion binding; nucleic acid binding
Source: RefSeq, a predicted model, not a curated record
CAAUCAGUAAUACAUGUAGUUACAGAAUAUUUCAAAAAUAUAUGACCAAGUGUGACAAGUUUACAAAAGUGACGUUGCAUGGGACGAAAACAAAUUCUUGGUGUUACUUCAUAUAAAAUACUGUAUUGUAUAAACCAAAAUGACAAUAACAUGUUUUUAAAACACCAAUAAACAACAAUCGUCAUAAUUGUGGUUCUUUUUCAAAAAAGUACCAUUUCUAAAACAGUUAAAGAAAUAUGUCACUUAUCGUUCAGUAUAACACCAAUGUAAUGUCUCACAUUUUUGAUUUGUUUUACUUUGUUAUUCUCAUUCCAUAACUCAUUACUAGUUUGUUUUUAACAAUUUUUUAAAUGCAAAUGGGCAAGACCGAAUCCGUCUGUGGGACCGUUUUAUUUGACUACUCCUGGAAUUCUGAGUGAUUGUAUCAACAUAACGUAAACUAUCUGUACAGGAAGUUCCAUGAUUGAUUGAACAUCACGUUUUCAUUACUUGUAAUCAGGUGAGUCACAGCUUACACAGAAGAAUAAUCUGUUUUACAAUAAAUACAAUCAUAUGUACAAUCUUGAGAUUUGGGAGGCGAAGCACCUACUCCAUCAAUCUGUCAGUCAAGUGACAAUGGAUCAAAUACCGUGAUACAUCUAAUCCGUUACUGCCAGUGAUUCAUAUCGUAAUUUAUAACAAUAGGAAAUCUUAUAAAAGGUGUUCUUGGCAAGUUUGCAUGUCAUUGAACAUCAGCAUGCGGGCUGUCGUGCUUCUUCUUAUUUUUGCGACGUCUAUCAUCGCAAUUCAAGCGCAGUGCUCAGUUUCCAUAAAUGGAGACUUACCUGCCCCACAGCCCCUGGUCUUAAAUGUGGGUGAAGGAGCAGGAUUUCGACAUCCAGUAGACACUUCUGGAACACUCAGUUUUGCUGCUGGAGAGAAUGUCCGGUUGGUGUGCACCGGGACAAAUAACAAAUUUGUAAAUCUCGAUAGCACUGAGAGCGACGUACUGGCAACCUGCGUUAGCGGAAGCAAAUUCACUGUUGAUGGUGUAUUGAUAGAAUUCAGUGAGUUGGCAUGCAGCUUCUUACCAUGGCAUUGGCAGCGCAAAAGUGGGAAUACGUGUCUCGGCUCAUACACUGAUGUUGAAAUAGGAUUCGACCUGGGCACUGAAUGGAUAACAAUCAUAAACGCAUGUCACGACGAAACGCGACUUGAAACACUCUACACAACUUUUAAAUUAGUGAAAGAAAUCGGUGGUUUCCAAACAGGAUUUCCAAGGCCCAGUUGGGUCCAGGGUAUUUUUUACCCUGGUUAUACAUUGGCCACUCAAUAUAAUCGAGCUACUCAAAUCGCAACAAUGGGAACGCUUUUAGGAUCCACCGAUCUUGGCACUCAAUACAUUCACGCGACUAAUGACUACUUUUUGGCACGUGGACAUACGACUGCGAAAGCAGACUUUGUCUAUGGUUCCCAGCACCGUGCUACAUUCUAUUAUGUAAACCAGUCGCCUCAGUGGCAGACUUUCAAUGGUGGUAACUGGAACUCACUUGAGAAUGAUGUACGUAAUUACGUCAGUAACACUUAUCAAGAUUUGACAGUUUAUACUGGGGUUUAUGGCAUUGCUCAGUUACCAAACGUUAAUGGAGUCUUAACUGAUCUUUAUCUCUAUGCUGAUGCGGCCGGAAAUCGUGCUAUUCCUGUUCCAAAGUUCUUUUGGAAAAUCCUCUACAAUGAAACAACACAACUUGGCACAGCAUUCAUUGGCGUGAAUAACCCUUAUCUGACAACAGUCACCAGCGAUUAUUAUAUUUGUUCUGACAUAAGUUCACAGAUUCAAUGGCUUACAUGGUCAGCUAAUUCGGUGCCUCUUGGAAUAUCUUAUGCUUGCACAGUCGACAGUCUCAGAAAUGUUGUUGAAACCAUUCCCUCCUUUACAGUUAAAGGCAUUCUUUCUUAAGUACUUCAGCCUCUAUCCCCAAUUAAUCGCAAAUGUAGUUGUCCCAAAAAUUAUAAUACACUGUAUUUUUCUUACCGUCUGCUCGGUAAAGUUUUUGUCAUGACAUAAAGAGUUGAAUUUUGAUGUACUUUAUUUCUUCAUGAUACAGUGCUGUUUCACUGUAAGUGGGCCCGCCAUAAGCGAAUUUUCCCUCUGUUCAACAUAAGCAUUUCCUUCACCUAAGCUCUAUUUAUCAGAUAUAAACAACAUUGGUGCAGACUCUUCGUUAUGAGUAAACGAGGGACUCUAUGAAAUUAUAUACUUCGUCUCAUACGUGUUGCGACUAACAUUCCAGUUUCAGUACGAAAUUUGCAGUUCGCUUAUAAUGAAGCCAGGCGAAAUUUCACAGAGUUCUAUCUUCCUGCCUGUCCCAAAGUUUGCGUAUAGCAGGAAAGAAGUAUUUUUAAAAUGAAAUACACAUUCAUAUUCUCGUACUAUGAUUAGUGCUAUUUGUCAGUAAAUUAUAUGCGCUUCAUCAUUUAGCUAACAGAUUAAAUUAAUAG